UAUAAGUAAAGAUGCGAAAAUUAUCAGCCAUUGCAGGGAUUAUAAAUAGGACGAAAUUAGAGUUUAAGUUUUUUAUUUGGGUAAAAUCGUUGCAAAAAUCGCGAGGCGAUGACAAUCAACGAGAAGAUCGUUUUGCAAACGGAAAAACCCGCUAUAAGAGUGUACGGGAAGAGAUGGUUGAUCUUGAUCAUCUACAUCGCGUACGCGACUUUGAGUACUCUUCAGUGGGUCGAGUAUUCCAUCAUUACCAAUGUGGUGUCGAAAUACUACCAUGUCAGUGCCAGUGCCGUGGAUUGGACAGCGAUGUCUUUUAGCAUCAUGUGGCCCAUUUUGGUUUUCCCGGCUUCUUUUAUUAUCGAUAAAAUGGGUUUGAGAGUUGCAGGACUGAUAGGUGCAUUUACCACAGCAUUAGGCGCUGUCAUCAAAAUUUUCUCCAUAGGAGAGAACCUUUUUGGUGUCUUAUUGGCCGGACAAAUUGUAGUAGCAGCAUCUCAGAUUUUCAUCCUCAGUUUACCUCCCAAAAUUGCAGUAACUUGGUUUAAACCGGAAGAGGUAUCGAAAGUAUGUUCUCUUGGAAUAUUUGGAAUGACACUGGGAAGCGCAAUGGGUUUUUUGAUACCUCCAAUGAUAGUACAUGACAGUGAUAAUUUGGAUGACAUUGCCUAUGAUUUGAAGACGAUGUGUUGGGGUUUAGCGUUUAUUAUUGCACCAGUCGCAUUGACUGUAGUGUUUUAUUUUCCUGCUGAACCACCACACCCACCGAGUCAGACUAUGUUCGAAGAACGCGAAAAUAGAAAAAACGUAACGACUAAAGUGUUUGUGGAAUCGAUCAAAACUUUGCUACAAAACAAGGCGUUCAUGUUGCACACACUUUGCUAUGGAUGCAUUGUUGCAAUAUUUUCAUCGAUCGGGACGUUGCUCAAUCAGUUUAUUUUAAGUUAUUUUCCAGGAGCCCAAGAGGAUGCAGGAAGGAUGGGUUUAGUGAUGAUAUUAACUGGAAUGGUUGGAUCGGUAAUCACAGGGUUUGUUUUAGAUAAAACCCACAAAUAUAAAGAGACUGCGUUUAUUAUUUUCCUGUUAAGCGCAGUUGCUAUUGUAGGGUUUGCUUUGGCAUUGGAAUUAAACUCCAAAUGGAUGGUCUAUUUAGCAAUUGGCAUAUUUGGAUUCUUCGUGACCGCUUACAUGCCAGCAGGAAUUGAAUUCGCCACGGAAAUAACAUUCCCGUUUCCGGAAAGUACGGUCACAGGAAUACUUAUGGCCUCUUCGCAAAUGUUGACGGUGAUAAUAACCGUUAUUUUGGGAAUAGUAAUAGACAAAUUCGGUACUCUAUUCUGCUUAUUAUUCAUGGCCGGAGUUCUUCUGGUGGGAACCGUCUUAACGCUUUUAACGCCGAAUAUAUUGAAUAGACAAGCAGCUUUUAUGAAAGAAAAGUAUUGUCAAUUUACGCCAAUCAAACAGUAAAUAAUCUCUAUUCGACAGUGAUGAAAUUUUGUGAUAUUGAAUAAGAAAGUUUUAGAGUACUACCGUGUAGGUGAUGUAAAGAAGUGUUAACCAGAUCUGCCAUGAGUUUAUUAAUGACAGUUUUAAAGAUAUUGUAACUAUAAGAUCUAAAUUAUUGAUGUAUAUUAUUAGGAAAUAUAUAUUUUUUAAAAAUUUUUGUUCUUUUGUU
Molecule: messenger RNA, 1669 nt
Organism: Psylliodes chrysocephalus
Lineage: Eukaryota; Metazoa; Arthropoda; Insecta; Coleoptera; Chrysomelidae
Source: the annotation of a GenBank genome assembly